UUGUGGGAAGUAGCCAUGGUCUGAGGCUGGCGCCUCACCUGUCAGCCGCCCGGGCUGCUACAGUCUCUUCUGGCCCUCGCAUCCCGGGCGAUCGCUGCUGUCGGGACCCGGGCGGCUGCGGCCACCAUGAUACAUUUCAUCUUGCUCUUCAGUCGACAAGGGAAGCUGCGGCUGCAGAAAUGGUACACCACGCUCCCUGACAAAGAGAGGAAGAAGAUCACCCGGGAGAUCAUCCAGACCGUCCUCUCUCGUGGACACAGGACCAGCAGUUUCAUUGACUGGAAGGAGCUGAAACUUGUUUAUAAAAGGUAUGCUAGUUUAUAUUUUUGCUGUGCAAUAGAAAACCAAGACAAUGAGCUCUUGACACUAGAGAUUGUUCAUCGUUAUGUGGAGUUGCUGGAUAAGUACUUUGGAAAUGUCUGUGAGCUGGACAUUAUCUUUAAUUUUGAAAAGGCAUAUUUUAUCCUUGACGAGUUUAUAAUAGGUGGAGAAAUUCAGGAAACAUCCAAGAAAACAGCGGUCAAGGCCAUUGAAGACUCUGAUAUGUUACAAGAGACAAUGGAAGAAUACAUGAGCAAGCCAACAUUUUAAGUGUACAGCCUACUUGAAGAUUCUGAGCGCUUCAUGCUGUGAUCCUACAAACAAGCAACUCCUCGCAUCCGGUCUCCACACGGCCUCUGGCACAACGCCAAAAAUGACUUAAAGGGAUUCUGUGCUAGCUAGCAAAUGUCAAGUUGUUGCUCCAUGUCUGUAUGAUACUGUGUGGCAAUACCCACGGUGGCUCCAGGCGAUUCCGAUUAAUGGCUGCAGACACAAUAGUUGCUUGUCUUGCUUUAAAUCUUGUAGUAUUUUUUAAAGGCAAUUUCAAAUAUUAGUUGCAA
Molecule: messenger RNA, 881 nt
Organism: Rattus rattus (black rat)
Lineage: Eukaryota; Metazoa; Chordata; Mammalia; Rodentia; Muridae
Product: AP-1 complex subunit sigma-3
Exons: 1
Coding region: 127-591 (154 amino acids)
Biological process (GO): vesicle-mediated transport; intracellular protein transport
Cellular component (GO): AP-1 adaptor complex; membrane coat; intracellular membrane-bounded organelle
Molecular function (GO): clathrin-cargo adaptor activity
Source: RefSeq, a predicted model, not a curated record